GCGCGAGAGAAGGUCUGUGGAAAAGAAAAAGACAAAACUAUUCAAAUGAGCCGAAUGUAAAGAGAUUUGAAGCAAAUAAUUGAAUAUGCACAAGCACAUGAUUUAUAGCAACUUGAACAUACUAAACUUGCCAAACCGUUGUAAAAAGAUAAAUUUACAGCUGUAACACCGUAAAAAAGUAUAUGAAACAACUUACUGACGUUUCGGACGUUAAUCCUUCGUCGGAAGAGAUGAAACUAGGAUGAAACGUCAGUGAGUUGUUUCUCCUACUUUUUACGGUGUUAAAUUUAUCUUUAUAAAGAUUCCUCGCGACAUGAAUGCACACCGCACGCGUAGAUCAUGGAGUUCAACCUACCUACAAUGCUGACUUUGUGUAUACAUCUAUAUUUAUCUUUAAGUAAAGCUGCAAAAGCUGUAUUUAUGUAGCUAGAUUCUCAUAUAUUAAUAAUUUUGCAAUCAGUCUUUAAUUUCUAGUUGCUUUUUGCUGUCUAAUGUAAUCAUUUACAGGACUCUAUUUAAAGCAAGACGGUUGAACUCUAGUGUACUUACAUGUAUGAAUAUUGCUUUUAUAUAGAUAAACAAAUAGAUAUGAUACAUAAGUAUCGUCCCGACAAGAAGGCAUAAAAAGUUAUAGCGCCAAAAUUCUAUUCUAAUGAACUGUACUGAUGUCUUCCACUAAAGUGAGCGCUUAAUAUAUUAUAUACAUGUCAUGUAUGCUCAGAGUUCAUCCAAUUGCAAGGGGGAAUGCCUCGAGUCGCCUUAAAUAAAUUUACAAAUAGAUUCAUACAAGCUAAGCCCGCUUGCACUCAACCAAAUAGUUCUAGAAGCACCAAACCUUGUAUUACUAGAUGUAUAUAAGUAAAAUAUUAAUUACUACUGCUACUUGUUAUGCUUGAUUAGCAUUGUAGUGACUACAAACAGCGGGAAAAUAGCAAGUAAUCGGGAUUCCUGUCAUUCGGACAAAUACCACUUUUUAUCUCCUUCCAAUUUCGAUUUCAACCAAUCAUGAUGCGAUUUAUGGUUAUUGAAAUAAGACACAGGAAAUACUAUUAAUCUACGAUAUGGGAACUCAUAUUCAGUUUGUUUGUACAUUUUACGCCAGUAACUGAACGAAGGUGGUGUUUAUAAUUAAGAAAACUAGUUUUUCCAGACUUUAGCUGAGCAAUCUCAUACGGACACCUUUUUAAGUGGCGAGUUCAAUUUGCCGUUUCAAUUUUCGCAUAGAUUAGACAGCUGCGAGUAAAAUUCAGCUGCUCUUUUCAAUCAUUAUCAAAAUGUCUACUUAAAGACAAAAAACCUCAGAAUCUUACUGCAUGGUCAUGCUCAAAAUGUCCGCGAACACAUCUCGUAUAACUUCAAUGGAAAUAUCAGAAUUCGAAUAUACAUUGAAAACCAAUCUUCAUUUAAGGGAUUAUACUUCGGCCAUGAUUGGUGUCAAUGCAAUAAGCGCCGUCUGCACUUCAGUGUUAAACUUCUUGGUCAUUCUGACUUUUGCUAAGAAUCGAACAUUACAGUCUACGUCAGCCAAUAUCCUGAUUCUUUGUCUGUCAAUAGCGGAUUUUAUAGUAGGCUCGUUUAUGCAGCCUGUGCAUUGUAUUCAUUUAACUGCAAUGCUUAACAAUAAUGUCAAACUCUCAGAAACUACUUCAAGGAUUUAUUUGCAAAUCUUCACGCCGUUGGUAUCGACAUCGUUUUUUACGAUAACGGCUAUAACGGCCGAUCGUUUUCUUGCCGUUCGUCUACACUUACGGUACAAGGAACUUGUCACUACAAGGAAGACAUAUGUGGUUUGUAUGAUUAUUUUCGGCAUAAGCUUUACGUGGGGUAUAGGUUCGAUAUAUUGGACAAAAACCCUUGCAGUUCGAAUGAUCGACAACACAGUGGCGCUGUUUCUUAUUAUUUUGAAUCUCUGUUUAAUGGGCAAGAUUUCAAAAGUAGUUCGCAGGCACUCGAAACGGAUCCACUCCCAAAGACAAACAACACAGCAGACCGGCAUCAAUAUACCAAGAUUCAAGAAAACAGUUAAUACUAUGUAUUACAUAAUGGGGAUAUUUUUGCUGUGCUACGCACCAACUCUCGGUGUGAUUAUCUUUAAUACUUUCGUUCCUGAAACUGUUACAUUGAAAAAGUUUGUUUUGAAUACUUUAGCGGAUAGUUUAUUAAUGUUAAAUAGUUUACUUAACCCUAUUAUUUACUGCUGGAGAAUCCAAGAAAUGCGUUGCGCUAUAUACAAAUUAUUACAAAGUCUUAGACGCCUUUUUGCCAAACCGGCAGCCAGCCCGUCAACCGCCCAGAGGAUAAUUUCAAUUCCUUAAAACGUGUUGCCUGUAGAUGGCAGAAUUUGAUUGCUUUUUCAAGUACCUGUUUGAAGUAAUUUUUAAGAUUAAUAGCUCUUAUUCGUCGUGACAAUGACCGCAUCAACUUUUGCCAAAACGAAAACGAUAAGUAUCUCUCCGCAAAAAACAUUCGGUUUGACACUGCCAUUGAAAUGUUGUUUUUUUUUUUAGUUUUUCUAUCGAUAUCAUUGACAUUUUAUUAGAUAGCUUACUAAAAGUAUCUUCAAUAGGAUGAUAAUAUAUGCCAUUGACUCUAUGCGUAUCUAUGUUUUCGAGUAAAGUGUCAUUUUAAUUACAGGCAAGAUACUUGAUGUGAAUUAUAUGUAAUAUUAUACAAACAAUGUAUUCUAGGCCGAUGCAAGGCCGUUCAUGUCAUAUUGUUAUAUAAUGAUAAAAAGAGAGCAAAUAUACUAACAAAAAACGAGAGACAAUGUCGCUAGAUUUUUAAUGUUAUACGUUAUUGAUUAAUACGGAGAGGAAGCGAAAUAGAAUAUUUCCACAAACAUUUCAGAAAAGAAAAACAAGAAGAAUAAACAGACCUCAAUAGGGAGAGACUGAAUGAAAAGAUCCGCUGCACAGCGGGACCGAUAUCCGUUGUAAUCGAUAUGUUAUUUGUAUGCAAAUUUCGAA
Exaiptasia diaphana is the source of this 2966-nucleotide messenger RNA. RefSeq names its product adrenocorticotropic hormone receptor-like. The record is from RefSeq and is a predicted model, not a curated record. Gene Ontology annotation, biological process: G protein-coupled receptor signaling pathway. The coding region runs from base 1314 to 2315 and encodes 333 amino acids. Lineage: Eukaryota; Metazoa; Cnidaria; Anthozoa; Actiniaria; Aiptasiidae. Gene Ontology annotation, cellular component: membrane. The transcript has a single exon. Gene Ontology annotation, molecular function: G protein-coupled receptor activity.